Molecule: messenger RNA, 501 nt
Organism: Branchiostoma floridae (Florida lancelet)
Lineage: Eukaryota; Metazoa; Chordata; Leptocardii; Amphioxiformes; Branchiostomatidae
Product: THO complex subunit 1-like
Exons: 3
Biological process (GO): mRNA export from nucleus; regulation of DNA-templated transcription elongation
Cellular component (GO): THO complex part of transcription export complex
Source: RefSeq, a predicted model, not a curated record
GUUGAACAGUUGCUACGAGAGACCCCGCCUGAUGGAGACCAUUUUGCUAAGAUGGUGCAGCACACCCUGGAGCGGGAGGAGAACUGGAUCACCUGGAAGAACAAAGGAUGCCCUACUUACGACAGGGAGAGGCCAAAGACAGAGACCCCGCUAAAGAAGUCCCGUAAGAGAGCGAUGGGUGAGGACAUUAAGGAAGCUGAGGACAGUAAGAGGGUGAACAUGGGCAGUGCUGAGUUAACCAGGCUGUGGAACCUGUGUCCUGAUAACAUGGAGGCAUGCAGUAGUCCGGAAAGAGAGUUCCUCCCUAGCCUGGAGGAGUUUUUUGAGGAAGCCAUUGAGCAGUCUGAUCCUGAGGCUAUGGUGGAGGAUGAGUACAAGUUAGUUUUCAUUUCAAUGUUAUCUUUGCUUUUUUGGUGUUUAUUUAAUUGUAAUCUACAAAACAUUCAAUUUUCAAUAUGGCAAAUAGCUAAAUUUUGUGUAUUGUAAUUAGCUGGAGACUAU